Messenger RNA from Aspergillus novofumigatus IBT 16806, 1861 nucleotides. RefSeq lists its product as uncharacterized. Gene Ontology annotation, biological process: positive regulation of transcription by RNA polymerase II. The record is from RefSeq and is a predicted model, not a curated record. Gene Ontology annotation, cellular component: nucleus. Lineage: Eukaryota; Fungi; Ascomycota; Eurotiomycetes; Eurotiales; Aspergillaceae. The transcript is spliced from 7 exons. Gene Ontology annotation, molecular function: zinc ion binding; transcription cis-regulatory region binding; DNA-binding transcription factor activity, RNA polymerase II-specific. The coding region runs from base 311 to 1816 and encodes 501 amino acids.
GAGCCAUUGAAUAUCUAAUUCGAAGUCUACUGUUGAGGCUUGAUGGCGGUUAUCGAUUUCAGCCAGAGACCGUCGUUGUAUUAUCGAUCCUGAACAAGUCUCUCAAAUUUGGACAAGUUGGAAAAUAUAUAAAAAGCCAACACCUCGAUUGCUCAUUCUGUUUGUCGUAGAAGACUCUUUCAAUCGGACACGAUUGGCGAUAUAAUUGUCAAUUCACUGCUUCUUUUUCAAAUUACUUUUCCUUGACACCUGGCCUUGUUCAAUGAAAGCCAAGAGCCACACCUUCUGAAGUGCCUUCGCUGCCUACGGAAUGCCACGAGCUGGUACCGCUGCAGGCCCUGCAUGCAAGACAUGCCGGGAGAAGUGCCGCAAGUGUGACCGCGGUAGACCCAAGUGUCAACGCUGCAUCUCAAAAGGCUUAGAAUGCGGUGGGUACCCCGACCAGUACCGGUUUUGCGGAAUCGCUAGUCGGGGAAGGUGGAAAGGCGCACGAGUGCCGACUCCAAGGAACACCAAAGCUAAAUCUACCGUUGCUGAGUCGCAGCAAGUCUCUACUACCGCAACACCGGACUCGGAUACGCCUGGACGGACAAAGGACGUCGCAACGCAACCGUCUUCUAAGAAGCCUAGCAGAAGCGCAACAGAAUUGCCAGACGAUAUCCCAAAGAUACUGAAUCUCACCCAGACAGAGAUGUUGUUAUCGCAUUAUGAAAGUUUCAUAUGCCCUCAUCAAAUUGCUGAGAUAGGUGGUACUAGCAGUAAUCCUUAUCGAGCCUAUAUACUCCCGUUGGCGCGGAAACAAAUCGGCUUGUUAUAUGCCAUACUUGGGCUCUCGGCCUCUCAUCUUGGCAAACUUACAGGGAAUAUGUCUCUAUAUGAGGAGGCUGCAGUCGAGUAUCGGCUGAGAGCCAUACGCGCUCUCAGCGAGGAAAUCAGGAAGAGUCAGGGACCUAAUUUCCUGCAUGAAGACGAGCAAGAUGCUGUUCUCGCCAUAAUUCAGAUUCUGCUGCUACACGACAUUGCUGAGACGGGUAUCUCUACCCAUGGAAUACACAUUACCGGGCAAUGUCAGUCGGAUGGGUUGAAUAGUCGGCGGCGACGAGCGGUUUUCUUUCUGGGAAAUUUGGCCUGGCUUGACAUCAUUCGUGCCUUUGCUGGUCCUGAACGAUUGUGCUUCUCUCAGGACAUUCGCGAAACCGUCGCCAGUGCCACCGAUGAAAAGUUCGAGCUAGUCAACGGAUGUCCCAGGGAGAUUUUCCUGGUUAUUGGAGCAGCCCUGGAAAAAGCAAAGGAAUACAAUCUCGGUUGGCUAUCAUGGGACGAGUAUCAAGUUGCUUUACAAUCGGCAAAGCACAAGCUCUACUCGUUUGACAGGACAGCUAGAACAUACCCCAGCUCUGAUCCUCGGUGGAUGUCCACAGCGGAGGCGUUUCAGUAUGCUUGCAUUCUACGCAUCCUUCGUUUGUUAGACCCAUUACAGCAACCCCGAAGCAAUGAGAUACAGGAGUGUGUGGCGAGGAUCUUAGACGCUACAGCGAGAAUCCCCUCAGACUGUUGCCUCCUUGAGCUUCUUGUUUUCCCGCUGUUCAUGGGUGGGUCGGAUGCGCUUUCUCCUCACUCCCAAUACUAUGUCAUCGCGCGCUUGAAUGAGAUUGAGCGAAGGUCUGAGUUCCGCAAUCCGGUACCUCGAGAAUUGUUGGAGAAGGUCUGGGCUGCGAGGGCUGCGCAAGCCCCUGGCGAUGAUCAAAACAUCUCCUGGACCACCUUCACUCAUUCACCCGAAUUGACACAGCAGCAUGAUUAUCUGAUUAUAUGACGGGGAUGGUAUGAUUCACUCAACCGUCCAAGAAUGAAUGGAUGC